UAUUGCACAUGAACUUAUAAGGUCAUACUGGCCCAUAAUUGAAGUUACUGGGCUUUUGUUCAAGAAAAGUGCAAAGGUUCCUAUAUGAGCCCAACCCAAUAUGGCCCAUUGUUUGCUAGCACUAAAAAAAGCAUAUGCAUGGCAAUUGAAGAUCUUCUCGAUUGCGAUUGACAAGUACUUCUUCAAAUUCACCAGCUCAUUUCUGUUCUCUUCUUGAUCUGCUUGUACCUAUCUUUUAGCCUCACUCUGCCAGAUUUUUCUUGUGAACUGUAACGUCUACUCUUUUAUAAAUCAAUCUAUAAAAUCCACCGCUAUCCGCUGAGCAUACUCAGACAACCCGAGCUUUCCAUUUCUUCAAGCUUUCUUGGUCCCAACAAUGGUUUGUUCAUCGUCCCUACAUUUUCUCUUAAUCUUUCUUGCCUGUUCCUUGUUCUUCUCCGUGUCUGAAUCUCAAACCCGUUUUAGGCCAAGUAAUCUUGUGUUGCCAGUUCGUAAAGAUGGUGCAACCAAUCUUCACGUGGCUACUUUUAGCAGAAGAACUCCUCGAAAUCCACUUCAAUUACUUAUUGAUGUAAAUGGAUGAUUCUUGUGGCAUACUUGUGAAGCAAACUACGUGUCGUCCACUUUGCAAGCCCCACGGUGCUUUUCUGCUCAAUGCUUCAGAGCAAAUAGUCGUGUCUGUUACUCAUGCUCUGGACCCGGGUGCCAUAGAAACGCAUGUGGGAUCGCGUUAACGAACCCUGUCUCUCACCAAACUGCCAUGGGUGCGUUAGCUCAAGAUUUGUUCUCGUUUCAAUCUAUUACAGGGUCCAACUGCGGUCCAACUGUUACAGUACCUCAAUUCCUUUUUGGUUGUGCAACUUCUAAUACGCUAUUAAGAGGGUUACCAAGCAAUGUUCGAGGUGUAGCUGGACUAGGUCAUGCUCCUAUUUCCUUACCAACACAAAUUUUCUCACAUUUUGGAAUAAGACAAAACUUUGCCUUGUGCCUGAGUUCCACUCCUGCACAAUCUGGAGCCAUUCUCUUCGGUGAAGGUCUUUUCAAUGCACGCCAGGGGCCUGAUGUUUUCCGGCAGAUGCGUUAUACACCACUAUCCAUUACCAGACAAGGGGAGUACUUCGUCCAAGUGACACAAAUCUUGGUAGAGCAGAAAGCUGCUCCACUAGAUACAUCGUUGUUAAGAAGAUCUCAGAGCGGUUUUGGUGGAACAAUGAUAAGCACAACUACUCCUUAUACUGUCCUUGAACACUCUAUUUAUCAAGCUUUCACUAGACUUUUCACCAGUCAACUUUCAGUGAAACAGCAAGUACGACCUGUAGCACCUUUCAGCGUUUGCUAUAACUCAAGAAAUUUUUCAUAUCCUCAUCCUAUCGGCCCUGCAGUUCCUAGGAUUGAUCUUGUUUUUGGUAAUCGAAACCUCGUAUGGUCCUUUUUUGGCGCAAAUUCAAUGGUGCAGCCAUGUCCAGGUGUGAUUUGUUUAGCAUUUGUUGAUGGAGGUUCGCGUCCUCCAGCUUCAAUUGUUAUAGGGGCUCACCAGUUGCAAGAGCAAAUUAUUCAGUUUGAUUUGGCUAGGUCAAUGCUGGGUUUUAGCCCUUCCUUGUCCUUUAGUAAUACUAACUGUGCCAACUUCAACUCCAACUUCACCCGUACUCCAUAGAGAAAGAAUAUGGGAAUUGGCAAAGGAAGGGUAUGGUUGUAUGCUUCCUAUAACGAAAUGUGUAUCUUGCUUCUAUUAUGUGAACGAAUAAAACUACAAGGGUAUCUUUUCUUGA
This is a messenger RNA of Jatropha curcas, 1772 nucleotides long. Its product is annotated as gamma conglutin 1. Gene Ontology annotation, molecular function: aspartic-type endopeptidase activity. The record is from RefSeq and is a predicted model, not a curated record. NCBI's taxonomy places the organism in Eukaryota, Viridiplantae, Streptophyta, Magnoliopsida, Malpighiales, Euphorbiaceae. Gene Ontology annotation, biological process: proteolysis.